AUGAGUAACUGGCCAACUUCAUCUGUAGGCGGAGACAAAUGGAACAAUGACAAUUGGGACGUCGUUGGUGCCAGCAAUAAUGCCGCGGGCGAUGAUGGCUUUGGCGCUGCUAUCGAUGGCAAUUUCUCUGGAGGCUCCGAUGCUCUAGGUGGUGAGAAUCAUAACGCUGCUGGACCUGGAGGUGCAUGCCGCAACUGUAGUCGAGGCCAUGAGGCCAUCAUCUGCAAGAAUCCAAAAGCGAUUAACCAUCAGAACAUCCUUGAGAAGUCUGAAAAUGAGGCAUGGGGAUUGCUCAAGAACGCCAGCGAUAUGAGACACAUUACCGAUUUCAAAGACGCCCUACAAAUCUUUUCCAAGGCUGCUCCUAACUACACCUAUCCUCGUCUCGAGAAGGAAUUCCGCGAGCGUGGCUCCAGUGUCUUCCUCAUUGCAAUGAAACCUCGUGGCGAUACUUGGACCAACGUCAACCUUCAGGGUGAAAUCGGCAGGAAGUAUGCAGUCAGCUACUUCCUUUCUGGCAAACCUCAACGUCGGACUCCCGAAGAGAACCUCAUUCGUCUCGCCGAUGCUGGUAUCCCUCUUGAUCGGGGUGUUGACAAAUGCCACAACUGCGGCAACGUUGGUCACAAGUCAAAAUCCUGCCCUGAAGAAGCCGUGACGAAAGAACCAGUCCCUGUUUUCUGCUACUUGUGUGGAGAGACCGGUCAUCGUGUUCGUAACUGCACUCAAGAACGAAAGCCCGCUGGACGCGCUUGUGCAUCCGGAAAUCACAUCGCCAAGGAUUGCCGUAGUCGCGAGAAGCGAACUUGCCGCCGCUGUGGAGAGGAAGGCCAUAUGGCCAGGGCUGAGAGCAUCAGCGGGUUUCUACCGAAGAUUGAGCCCACAUCAUUGCUCGUGGAUGGGCCAAAUCCAUUCCUUUUACGAAGAUGA
Rhinocladiella mackenziei CBS 650.93 is the source of this 930-nucleotide messenger RNA. RefSeq lists its product as uncharacterized. Gene Ontology annotation, molecular function: zinc ion binding; mRNA binding; single-stranded RNA binding. The record is from RefSeq and is a predicted model, not a curated record. The transcript is spliced from 6 exons. The coding region runs from base 1 to 930 and encodes 309 amino acids. Lineage: Eukaryota; Fungi; Ascomycota; Eurotiomycetes; Chaetothyriales; Herpotrichiellaceae. Gene Ontology annotation, cellular component: cytoplasm. Gene Ontology annotation, biological process: positive regulation of cytoplasmic translation.